Molecule: messenger RNA, 1903 nt
Organism: Telopea speciosissima
Lineage: Eukaryota; Viridiplantae; Streptophyta; Magnoliopsida; Proteales; Proteaceae
Product: beta-amylase 1, chloroplastic-like
Exons: 4
Coding region: 71-1888 (605 amino acids)
Biological process (GO): polysaccharide catabolic process
Molecular function (GO): beta-amylase activity
Source: RefSeq, a predicted model, not a curated record
AAAAAAAAAAAAAAACCCCUCUUUCCAAUUCUUCGUCUCUCCUUCUCUUCUUGUCUCUUGAAAUCACCAGAUGGCAUCUUUGAAUAUAACCCACCAGAUUGGUUCCCUCUCCGGGAUACCAAUCCAGUCGGAAUCUGUGACGUCCAACGGCGACACGACGGGAGUCUUGUCAGCGGCGGCGGUAUGGAAGACUCAGCCAUCGAACCUCCGGUGCAGAAUCAAGAAACAAGGCCCAGAGAUGGAAGCGUUAUCACCUCCGGUGAGUCCGUUGAGCACGAAGAGCCCGUGCAAGUCUACAUCGCCGGUAUUUGGAGCGAUGAGGCCGGAUCUGUCGGUGGCGUGCCAGGCGUUGGUGGCGGAUAGGACGGAGUCGGCUUAUUCGGUGGUGGAGGAGGAGGAGGAGGAGGUGUGGGAGUAUAUGGAAGGUGGAGCUGCGCAGGUGGUGAAGGGGGUGAAGGGUAAUGGAGUGCCAGUAUACGUGAUGAUGCCGUUAGACAGUGUUACGAUGAACAACGGUGUGAACCGGAGGAAGGCCAUGAACGCCAGCUUGCUGGCGCUAAAAAGCGCCGGGGUGGAAGGGAUAAUGAUGGACGUGUGGUGGGGUUUGGUGGAAAGAGAAGCACCUGGGUCUUACAACUGGGGUGGCUACUCCGAGUUGCUUGAAAUGGCCAAGAAGCAUGGCCUCAAGGUCCAGGCCGUCAUGUCCUUCCACCAGUGCGGUGGCAACGUUGGUGACUCUUGCACGAUACCGUUACCCAAGUGGGUGGUGGAGGAGAUGGACAAAGAUCAGGAUCUGGCGUAUACGGAUCAAUGGGGGAGAAGGAACUACGAGUACAUCUCCCUCGGCUGCGAUACCCUUCCUGUUCUCAAGGGCCGUACGCCUGUCCAGUGCUACUCCGACUUCAUGCGUGCGUUCAGGGAUAACUUCAAACACCUUCUGGGCGAUACGAUCAUCGAGAUACAAGUUGGGAUGGGACCAGCAGGGGAGCUCCGAUACCCAUCUUACCCAGAGCUUAACGGGACAUGGAAAUUCCCUGGAAUUGGAGCUUUCCAAUGCUUCGACAAGUACAUGCUCAGUAGUUUGAAAGCUGCAGCUGAAGCUUCGGGGAAACCAGACUGGGGGAACGGAGGCCCUACAGAUGCAGGACACUACAACAAUUGGCCUGAAGACACCCAGUUCUUCCGCAGAGAAGGCGGAGGUUGGAACAGCUCUUACGGGGAAUUCUUCCUCUCUUGGUACUCAGAAAUGCUUUUGAACCACGGAGAGCGGAUACUGUCAUCAGCCCAGUCAAUCUUCAAAAGCACAGGCAUCAAGAUCUCUGUGAAAAUCGCAGGCAUCCAUUGGCACUACGGAACCCGAUCCCACGCACCAGAGCUCACCGCAGGGUACUACAACACCCGCUUCAGAGACGGCUACAUACCCAUCGCACGAAUGCUGUCACGCCACGGAGCAAUUUUCAACUUCACCUGCAUCGAGAUGCGCGAUCACGAGCAACCCCAAGACGCUCAGUGUGCGCCCGAAAAGCUCGUUCGGCAAGUGGCUUUAGCGACUAGAGAGGCUAAUGUGCCUCUUGCUGGGGAGAACGCGUUGCCACGGUAUGAUGAGUAUGCGCACGAGCAGAUACUGCACGCGUCUUCAUUGAAUCUUGGUGGUGGCGAUGGAGGGAAGAAGGGAGAGGAGCAAGAGAUGUGUGCUUUCACAUAUUUGAGAAUGAACCCGCAAUUGUUUCAGGAGGAUAACUGGAGGAGAUUUGUGGGGUUUGUGAAGAAGAUGAGGGAAGGAAAGAAUGGGAAUCGGUGUUGGGAGCAAGUGGAGAGGGAAGCGGAGCACUUUGUGCAUAUUACUCAGCCAUUGGUGCAAGAGGCUGUGGUUGCCCUGAGUCACUAGUCUCCAUGAACAUUG